AUGGAUAGCAGCCAGAGCACGACUAUUUCCAACGGCACCUCCCAACGUCGCAGGCUCACCAAGAAGCCGCCCUCGUCCUACCAGCAACACACCCGUUCCUCGAGCGGUCUCGAUGGUGGCAUCGACGCCCUCUCUCUCCAGAGCAAACGCAGCUCUACAUCGCUGAAGCGCGCUCCUUCCGCUCCACCAGCCCGGACGACCCCUUCAAACGCGCCAGCAGCUGCUUAUUCUUCUGCUUCCGCUUCGGCCUCUGCCUCUGCUUCUGCUUCUGGCUCGGCACAGAGUUCUGGUAUUCCUCUACCCGGCGUUGCUUCUUCUGCCGCUUCCAACAGCUCUUCGCCCCAUCACCUUCCAUCAAGUCAGACGCACCUCCCCAAUCCUUCCCCCAUUCUGCCUCAGGGCCAGUUCGCCGCCGUCGCUGGAUCUGCUGCUCCUUCCCCAACUGCCUACCACCACCCCCAGCUCCACGCCCAGGCCCAGACCUCCUCCUCCACCUUCCACGCUUCUUCUGCUGCCGCUGCCGCUUCUGCUCACGGCCACGCCCAAACCCACGCCCACGCCUUUUCUCCUCACCACCAUCAGCUGCACUUCAAUCACCAAAACAAUUUCUACCAAAACAACAACACCAACAACAGUCCUGUAGGUAACGGUUUCGCCGUCGGCAUCGCCCACAGCACCGAUCGCCCGCUCGAUCCCGCCGCUCCCUCGCCUUUGUCGUCACAACCCCACGACGAAUUCAUCGGCGCUCCCUUUGACGGUGCUGCGGUCCUGAACCGCAUCGAGCAGACCAAGUCGCCUGUCGCCGGUCAGCAUCCUCACUUCAACACCCCCAACUACCACCGACACAACGCUCCCGCCCCGCUCAUCAAGUCGGCGACCGAUUCGCGCAUCAAGGGCCCCGCCCUGAGACAGUCCCAGAGCUUCACGAACGAUUCCUCCAUGAUGAACGAAAAAUCACAAGGCGGACGGGUGACGGAGAACUCAAUGAUCAGCCCCAAGAGAUAUUCAGACGAGGCAAAGGAGCCCCGCAUGGGCGUCCUGCGCAAGAAGUCGGGCUUCUCUGGCUUCAUGAACAGCCUCGUCGGCACCCCAAAGAAGCCAGUCAUUUCAGCGCCUGAGAACCCCGUCCAUGUCACCCACGUUGGUUACGACAGCUCUACUGGCCAGUUCACCGGUCUCCCCAAAGAAUGGCAGAGAUUAAUCAACGAGAGUGGAAUUCCCGAGAAGGAACGUAGGGAGAACCCCCAGACCAUGGUUGACAUCAUCACAUUCUACAAGGAAACGACCGAGAAGCCAGCCGAGGAUCAAGUUUUGGAGAAAUUCCACGAUGCUAGAGCGCCUGACUACCGUCAGUAUGCAAACGCGAACUCGCCGUCGGGUGCCAUGUCGCCGGGCAUGUAUCCGCCAACCACUUAUAUGGGAUCUUUCGAAAACCCCCGCCAGCCGCCGCCCGUCCCUGGAGUUUCGGGAGGCAAAGGCUCCGGCAAGGACAUCAAUCUGAUGCCCAGCCGCCCGGCCCCGAAGCCCCCCGUUAGCAUGCCCUCGUCGAUGAGGUCCGCUCCCUCCAACUAUCCCGGCAAGGACUCCGGCAUUGGAAUGUCUCAGCCCGCCGAGGACCUACCCCCGGUCGCCUAUCAGCCGCCCAAGGAGAGCAACGUUCCCAUGCUACCCGAAGAGCAUCGUGGAGAGCACCGAUCUCGAUCCCGAUCCAACUCGCGUGCUGGCGCCCCCGCCGGUUACGUGCCCCCCACGCCUAACCCGCAGACAGCCCAGGCGAACGUUUACCAGCAGCAACUCAUGCAACAGCAGCAAGAGCAGGCCCUAGCUCAGGCCCAAGCGGCCAUGUCUGGCCAGAUCAGCCGUGCCCCGAGCAAGAGACAGCCCGCCCAGCAGCCGACCCCACCCCAGUCGCAGCACCAAUACGCUCAGGGUCCCACGGCAAACGGCGGUCCCGGUCAGCGACAGCAAGUUGGUGUCCCUGGCGCACCUGGUUCCAGACCCAGACACCGACCCCGCCAGAGCACCGGUAUCGAUGUUGUCGCUGCUCUCAAGCGCAUCUGCUCCGACGGCGAUCCUCGCGAAGUUUAUAAGAAUUUUAACAAAAUUGGCCAAGGCGCGUCAGGCGGUGUCUACACCGGCUACGAGCGAGGAACCAACCGUCUGGUCGCUAUCAAGCAGAUGAACCUCGAACAGCAACCCAAAAAGGAUCUCAUCAUCAACGAAAUCCUUGUCAUGAAGGACAGCUCACAUCCCAAUAUUGUCAACUUCAUUGACAGCUUCCUCUGCGGAGGUGAGCUCUGGGUUGUGAUGGAGUUCAUGGAGGGCGGUAGCCUUACUGAUGUUGUCACCUUCAACAUCAUGACUGAGGGUCAGAUUGCCUCCGUUUGCAGAGAAACACUUAAGGGCUUGCAGCACUUGCACUCGAAGGGAGUUAUCCACCGCGAUAUCAAGUCCGACAACAUUCUCUUGUCAAUGGAAGGCAACAUCAAGCUGACUGAUUUCGGUUUCUGCGCAACCAUCAACGAGGCCCAAAAUAAGCGCACCACUAUGGUUGGCACGCCUUACUGGAUGGCCCCGGAAGUUGUUACGCGCAAGGAGUACGGGCGCAAGGUGGACAUCUGGUCUCUGGGCAUCAUGGCUAUUGAGAUGAUUGAGGGAGAGCCGCCAUACCUGACCGAAUCACCUCUUAGAGCGCUGUGGUUGAUCGCUACCAACGGCACACCCCACAUCAAGGAGGAGUCCAACCUGUCAGCAGUCUUCCGGGACUUCCUGUACUUUGCCCUCAAAGUCGACCCCGAGAAGAGAGCCAGCGCGCAUGACCUCCUUAGACACGAGUUCAUGAAGGGCUGCGUUGACCUUUCUCAAUUAUCGCCAUUGGUACGUGCCGCAAGAGAAGCUCGGCUUGCCGAGAAGGCUAGAAAGGGACAGUAG
Molecule: messenger RNA, 2931 nt
Organism: Colletotrichum fioriniae
Lineage: Eukaryota; Fungi; Ascomycota; Sordariomycetes; Glomerellales; Glomerellaceae
Source: RefSeq, a predicted model, not a curated record